UCUGACGCGCAGCCAGCGUGCGGCGCGCCGGCACGCGAGCUUCGUGUUGCUAGUCGUCUGCUACGCCUGCACGUGGUUUGCCAUGUCCUCGCCAUCAUCGUCGUCGUCGUCCUCGUUUUCGUCGUCCAGCGGCGACGAUUCCCUGCAUGUGGGAGUCGCCGCCGUAUUAGACGUGGCCAAUCACUUUCAAUUUGACCCACUGGAGAGCAGCGACUCGGAUAUUGCGGCCGGCGACGGCGAGGACGAACCUCAACAAAACCUUCGCAUCGGCCACGUUCAAUGGUGCCAAUGUGGACACUGCAGGGCAAUGGAGACGCAGCGCGAGUCGGUGUGCUGCACAGAGCUUGACCGUGUGGACGCACUCCGGGGCAACGAGGCGUGCAUCACAAGCCACCCCACCUUUGUUCAGGCUUGCCUGAACGUGCAUGCCCUUGAAGUGGCGUAUUACGCCCUCAUGGAAGACCGCCCGGCGCUUGUAGAGGCCCCGGAAAUCCACAGGACUGAAACAGCAAUUAGCCACAACCAGCUCCAGUAG
Dermacentor andersoni is the source of this 535-nucleotide messenger RNA. The record is from RefSeq and is a predicted model, not a curated record. NCBI's taxonomy places the organism in Eukaryota, Metazoa, Arthropoda, Arachnida, Ixodida, Ixodidae.